This is a messenger RNA of Melampsora larici-populina 98AG31, 492 nucleotides long. RefSeq lists its product as uncharacterized. NCBI's taxonomy places the organism in Eukaryota, Fungi, Basidiomycota, Pucciniomycetes, Pucciniales, Melampsoraceae. The record is from RefSeq and is a predicted model, not a curated record. The transcript is spliced from 4 exons. The coding region runs from base 1 to 492 and encodes 163 amino acids.
AUGCCUCAGUCUCCACGUAUUUCGUCCUCGAUCCGUAUGAAGAAAACAGUUGUACCAAACACCGGCCCCAAAGGCGGUGCUGUGCACCUAGUUCCAGAAGCUGUGGAGGCGAAUUUUCCAAUGGUUCUGAGGGUAACCGGUUCGGCGCCUUUUAAUCCAGUGAUCAAUCCAGCGAUGUUGCAAGUUGAUCGACUCUUUCUGGGAGUCGCCACGGAACCUUCGCGAACUAUGUUACAUGAGAUCUACGUAAAGGCACCACCAGUUUAUCAAAGCUUUUUCGAGCUUCCGGCAUCUCAUCGUCAAACUCGUCAAAGACUUUACGCGACAACUGCGUACUUAUUGAGACUCGACGGAAUUAAGGAGUCAACCAAUACCAAUUCAAUACCAAUGGCAACACACUUGAUCGACUUCGCGCACAUCAAUCACAUCGAUCGCUUGCAUUUUCCUUCAAACGCAAACCUCUUUCAGUGCACUCAACAUUAUCGGAUAUAG